Messenger RNA from Paramecium octaurelia, 819 nucleotides. The record is from the annotation of a GenBank genome assembly. Lineage: Eukaryota; Ciliophora; Oligohymenophorea; Peniculida; Parameciidae.
UAAAAAUGCAAGCAAAUCCAGCUCUACACACACCAGCAAAGAAGAAUUGUACAUUCGAAGUUGCAGGAAGACCUGAUGGCGAAGGGUAUAUUAUUUAUAUAUUCGUAUUCACCCAGAUAUUUAAGUCAGAACAAUGCCAUGUUUGGAAUCAUUGUGAUAUAAGAAUGGUGGGGUUUGAAUGAAUCAAUGGUGAAAACAACUGAUAGGAUAGCCAAAAUGGGAUUUUAAUGCAUUUCUCCAGAUAUUUAUAGAGGCAAAGUUGCCCAGAAUAGAGAAGUAAUGUGAACCAUUAUUAUUAUAGGAAGCUGGCCAUCUUUUGGGUGGAUUAGAUUGGGAAGGAGCAGUCAAAGACAUUGAAGGAGCAGCAAAGCAUUUGAGAGAGAUGGGAUGUAAAAAGGUUGGAGUAACAGGAUUUUGUAUGGGCGGAGCUUUAGCAAUUGCUGCUUUAUCUUUUUCAGAUUAAAUUAAUGCUGCUGCUCCAUUUUAUGGUGUCUGCGAUUUAAAUACAUUCAAAUUAGAUAACAUAAAGGGACCAAUCUAUGGGUAAUUUGGGGAGAAGGAUGAAAUGAAAGGAUUUUCCUCUCCAGAUGAUGCUUAAAGAUUAGUUGAUGCAGGGUAAAAGGCCGGAAAAAAUGUAAAAGUGAAGUAAUUAAUAUCUUGAAAUAUAGAAUUUGGCCAGGUGUUGGACAUGCUUUUAUGAAUUAAGACAGACCUGAAGCAUACAAUGCCGAGGUGGCUUAAUAGGCAUUAUAGGAAGUGGCUACUUGGUUUAAAUAAGUAUUUUCAUAAUAAUUGUGAAAUUUAUUAUAAAAUAUAUUU